Messenger RNA from Ruditapes philippinarum (Manila clam), 2307 nucleotides. RefSeq lists its product as uncharacterized. The record is from RefSeq and is a predicted model, not a curated record. NCBI's taxonomy places the organism in Eukaryota, Metazoa, Mollusca, Bivalvia, Venerida, Veneridae. Gene Ontology annotation, molecular function: protein binding. Bases 67 to 1701 code for a protein of 544 amino acids. The transcript is spliced from 2 exons.
GUUUACAUAUUGCAUACAUCAAUUAAGGUUUAAACUUACAACACAGUUAACCAGUGUGUUAUCAUUAUGGCAACAACAACACCAAGGCAACAAAGGGAACAGAACUCUGUCUGGCUGUCAAAGAUUGUAAAGGGAGAUAAAUCUAUUGAAAACGAGACAAAUAUAAACUUUUGCAGAUUUUCAUUUCGAGCAUGCAAGUUGAAGAAAAUAUUCAAUCAUUGCACAAAAAAGAUGUAUUUACUGUGCAAGUGUACAUGUGCGUACGAACACGAGUAUUUUAUGUAUGUGAAAGACGAUGGAAGUAUUGACACAGAAAUGUUUGAUAGUAUUUUGGCCUCUGUUGCCACUGGCAAGUGUCCUCAUGUUGAACCAUUCAAAUCUACUUCAGAAUCCUCGGUCACGGCAAAACACUCCUUUGCUGCAGUUGGAAACUCUGAUAUGAUCAUGUCAGAAACUACGUAUGUGCCAACAUCAUGUUUCGGGAUAACACCGUAUCAUGUUGCAACUAUACACAAGCAACAUGGUGCUAUCAAAAAGCUAAGCAACAUUUACAACUUCUGUACACUAAAGUAUCCAACAAGAAUGGAGAAAACCAACGGAGGAAUCAAAUUUGAUUUAAUAGCAACCAAUUCUUUAAAACUUUGUAUUGAUAGGGAAGAUACUGAAACGCUCAAAACAAUUCUCAGCGGCAUCACAAACGUGUACCAGUACAAUUCACCAAUUCUUUACGCUAUACAUCACGGAAAAACAGAAUCCCUUGAUGUUCUCCUAUCUUCAUACAAUGAAUAUAUGAACAUUUUCCAGAAAAAAGAAAAUGACAAUUUUCAAGGUACAUUUUUUGCUGUUCUAAGCAACAGACCAGAAUCCCUCAACAUAAUACUUGACCACCUUGAAAUUCGUAGUGCAUUUACUAUUGAUGAAAAGUUUACCAUUGCCGACCUUGCCCGCUCAUUAGGCCAUUCUAAGUGUCUUGAAAUACUUGAGAAAUGGGAAGACAUGCAAGAAGAUGGCAAUGGAGGCAGACUGAUACACGAACAUAGAACGCGGGACAAAAGCGCAGCAGUGUCACCAAUAUGUGCGAUACUUUUCAAACUGAAAUUUCACAAUCUUCAUCACUAUAAAACUGAAAGUCUGUGCCAGAUCCUUGAGAAACUAGUGGCAAAUGGUCAUGACAUCAAUCAAAAAAGCGAAUGUGGCAAAACCCCUUUACAUUACGUCUGCGCACAAGAUCCAUUUUUUGACAUAAAAGUACAUUUUACAUUAUUACAACUUGGUGCUGACAUAAACGCUAAAGAUCCAAGUGGUGAAAUAGCUUUGUUUCCAAUUCUUAAUGAGCUAGAAAUCCAACAAUUUUACCAGAGAGACUGUCUCAAAUGGUUCAUCAGAAUGGCUCUAUAUCAUAAUCCGAUCCGAUCUAACAUAAGCCACUGGGACAUACUGGGGGACCAGAAUCGAUUUAAACGUCUCAACCACAUAUAUGACGGUCUGUGUGAGGAUUUCGUUGAAUGCGGCUUUAUACCUAAAGACUACACUGAAGUUAGAUCUCUACAGAAGAUGUGUCGAGACUCACUCAGACAGCAUUUUCCUGGUACCAGCCUUCACAGGUUUAUACAGGAAACAGAUAUGCCUCCAUCUUUCAAAGACUUUAUUUUAAUGAAGAAAAGGUUAGACUGGCAGCAGCAUCUAGAUUUCCACCAGUAGGGAAGAACACUACAUAAUUUUUUUAUUGUUCUCCAAUAAAGACAUUAUACAGCUUAUAUAUUACAACAGUAAGGACAGACAACCUUACUUAUAGGUUCACAAAUAAAAGCAUAAAUAUGGCGGAAGCUGCAUUCCUGAUAACAUUUUGUUUUUUAGAAAACAAACAUUAUUACAGUUCUACUAUAUGCAAGCAACAUUCAAGUUCUAGACAAGACAGAAAACGUGUUAAGAAGGCAGGAAUUCCCACUUUACACCUCUGCAAAUGCAGUGACAAGUUUAACAGAGAUCCAUUGAACUAGGUAGACAAUGUGAUCUAAGUGCAUUUUCAGCUUGGCAGAUAUAAGACACUUAGGGACAAAAUGGAAUGUGGCAUAGAAUGAUAUAAGAGAUGAGGCAUUUAAAGUGGGCAUUAAUUCAUAACAUUUACUUUAUAUACAGAUGCUUCAAUGAGAUUAAAGAGGCCAUUUCAUAGCAUUUACAUGAAAUAUAGAUGCUCCAAUGAGAUUAAAGAGUGCAUUUCAUAGCAUUUACAUUAAAUAUAGAUGCUCACAUAACUAAUUGUUGAGUUGGAAGUUUUACGCUUAUUAAAACACUCUUGCACUGUCU